Messenger RNA from Coprinopsis cinerea okayama7#130, 1029 nucleotides. Its product is annotated as carbonic anhydrase. The coding region runs from base 1 to 1029 and encodes 342 amino acids. Gene Ontology annotation, biological process: cellular response to oxidative stress; cellular response to carbon dioxide. The transcript has 6 exons. The record is from RefSeq and is a predicted model, not a curated record. Lineage: Eukaryota; Fungi; Basidiomycota; Agaricomycetes; Agaricales; Psathyrellaceae. Gene Ontology annotation, molecular function: carbonate dehydratase activity; zinc ion binding.
AUGUGCCGGGCCGCCCGGCAGCAACCAGAUUUUGCCGUGCAUAAGCAUAGGCGUGUCCGCGCUAGGGUGAGCGAAGGAACCAUCUUCGACGCUCAACCCGGCACCCUGUUCGCACAUCGCAACGUUGCCAACCAGUUUCUCUCCACGGACCCGAACGUAGAAUCUGCCCUGGCCUACGCAACCUCAGCGUUAAACGUCCACCACAUCAUCGUAAUGGGACAUUACGGCUGCGGCGGCGUCGCGUCUGCCAUCAUGUCCCGCCCCAAGGGUCCAAACAUCGACGCUGCUCAGUCGGCUAUCCACAAUUGGAUCGAACCUCUCCGAGAGCUGUACGCCUCGUCCGACAGGGAACGACUCAAGAACCACACCCGUAUCCCCGAACCUCCCCUUCACGAACCUGGAUUCCGCGCCCUAGUAGAAGAAAACGUCAAAUCCACGGUCAGGAGAAUCGCGGAUAGCACUAUCGUCCGAAACAAGACUGGCAGUCCCGACACGUCCAACCCCUACAUCCAUGCGAUUAAGCCCAGGCCGAAACCGAGACCCCAUGUCCUCUUCAUCCACGGUUGGGUAUACGACAUCGAAACCGGCAAAAUCGUGGAUCUGGACGUCUCAAUCGGUCCACCUGGAAAAAAGAUCCCGCGCGUACCGUCACUCGAUUCUGUCCUCAAAUCGACCUCGACCUCGGCCUCUUCCACCACCACCACCACCACGACAACGAUGACGAUGACGAUGAUUUCUCCAGAAGAUGAUGAUGAAGAUGAGCAAGUCGCCGCCAACCGUGACGACGCCAUGAUUCCAGAGUCGGACCGUACUGCGACGACGCACGACGACGACGAGAAGAAUCCCCACCAACGCCCUCUCGCUUCUCCUCGACAAGCAAUAAUACCCCACAGACCCCCAUCGAUAUCUUCCGUAUCCCGUUUCCUCCAACAACUCCCGGCGAUCCCUAGCCUAAGCCAAUCCCCCCUCCCGGCUCUCACACAAGUCCUGCGACUAAUUCAAUUCGACUUGAAACGCCUGUCAAUGUGA